Molecule: messenger RNA, 626 nt
Organism: Microbotryum saponariae
Lineage: Eukaryota; Fungi; Basidiomycota; Microbotryomycetes; Microbotryales; Microbotryaceae
Source: the annotation of a GenBank genome assembly
AUGCCUCGACCUUUACCCGGCCACAUGGCCUUGAAGGAUUUCCGCACACGCAAGCAAGUCGCAGGUACGCUCAUGCUUCCCCUUGCUUCCCAUUGGCCUCCAACGGUCCUGGACCUCAUACCACAACUUUGAGCUCAUCUUCUCGACAAAACGUUUCUAUUCUUUACAACAGCCAACGAAUUGCUAAGGAAGGCUUACCUAUACUUGUACCGUAAUACGACCGUGGACCCCAAGAUCCGGACGCAGGCGAUGCUCAAGCUCAAUGCAUUCACCAAGGAUGUACGUCCCACGCCUCGGGCUCCUAGGACAUAUCUUAGCUCUCAUUUUCAACUGAGCUGACGUGUGCGCCCUACCUUCAUGUCCCCUUCUGGCCUCUUCCGCGACCACCGAUUAACCAGACCCGACCGACGAGCGUUAAGAACCGGUGUACAGAGACAGGGCGAGGAGGUGGUGUGCUCAGUGAAUUCGGUUUAUGCAGGGUACGUUUUUUACUUCCCAUUCCAACGGGCUUUGAUCGAACUGACAGGACUGACUUUCCUUGGGGGGUUCUUGUUCGUUAACAGCAUCGCUUCAAGCUCGCGGCUGAGAAAGGGGACAUCCCAGGCGUUAGUCGGGCGGCUUGGUAG